AUGAGGUUUGACAGAACCAUACAAGAAAUAGAAGUCCUAGGCUACGCCACUGGUGGCAACAUGGCCGCCGACGAGACUCUUCAGAAGAUUGCGGUGAUACCCGAGGGUUUCCAACUUAAGUGUCAACAACUUGCCCAGAUUCGCGCCGACAUCGAGUUGCUUCACCACCAUCAGCAGCCCAGAAUUUCAGCCGCAACGUUGAGCAGCUCUAGCGAGAGGUUGCCGCGGCUGCUGCUAUGUUCGCCGACGCGUGGCCCGUAA
Penicillium robsamsonii is the source of this 261-nucleotide messenger RNA. RefSeq lists its product as uncharacterized. The record is from RefSeq and is a predicted model, not a curated record. The coding region runs from base 1 to 261 and encodes 86 amino acids. Lineage: Eukaryota; Fungi; Ascomycota; Eurotiomycetes; Eurotiales; Aspergillaceae. The transcript has a single exon.